AGCGCGGGGCGGGGAGAUGGACAGGGGGCGGCUGAACAGGAGGGAGAAGGGGAAGGAGCCGGAGAAAGUUCGGGAAAAGGGGAAGGAUGAGAAAAAGAACGAGGCGGAGAAGGAGAAACUGAAGGGAAAGGAAAAAGAGAAAGGAAAAGAGGAGAAAAGUAAGAAAAAAGAGUAUAAAGAGGAAAAGAGCAACGAGCGAGAGACAAAAAAAGAGAAGGAACAAUUUCAGGGCAAAGAAGAGGAGAAGCGACAGAACAUCUUGACGAAGCCCCUGCUGGAGCCGCCGGGUAAAGAUAAGCAGAUCCUAGUGUUGGGUCUGGAUGGAGCAGGAAAGACCAGUGUCCUCCACUCACUAGCUUUAAACAAAGUCCAGCACAGCGUGGCACCCACCCAAGGUUUCAAUGAAGUGUGCAUCCACACCGAAGACAGCCAGAUGAGGUUCCUGGAGAUUGGUGGUAGUGAACCUUUUCGUCCCUAUUGGGAGAUGUACCUGUCCAGGGGAUUGCUACUGAUCUUUGUGGUGGAUUCAGCAGAUCACAACAGAUUACCUGAAGCCAAAAAACACCUUCAUCAACUAAUCGAAACAAAUCCAAUCCUUCCUCUGGUUGUGUUUGCAAACAAACAGGAUCUUGAAACUGCCUAUCACAUUACAGAUAUCCAUGAGGCUUUGGCAUUAUCUGAGGUGGGAAAUGACAGGAAGAUGUUCCUGUUUGGAACCCAAGUGACUGAGAACGGCUCAGAGAUACCCUCCACCAUGCAAGAUGCCAAAGACCUGAUUGCACAUUUGGCUGCGGAUAUACAGCGUGCAGCGCCACGCGCACUGUGCGGGCUGGCCAGCUAAGCGUCACCAACACGGGGGUGUGCAGGACCAGGCUUGGAAACAAUGGUUUCCACUUUCAAAUAAAAAAUAAGCCAUUUUCCAUUUUUUCAAUGUACCACAUAUACACAAACAUAAUGUUAACUGGUUAAGAGCAUCUUUUAUUUAGGUUUUGAACUGUAAAAAAAAAAAAUGGUAACAUUGGUAAAACAAUGUAUUUAGGGGUUUUUAGUCAACAAAGAUAAAGUGAACAUUAGCAUGCAUUUGCCCCAUCAUUUGUAGUUUUCAAUAAAAAAAACUGAGAUUUACAUUAAAAUAUUUUAAUAA
This is a messenger RNA of Talpa occidentalis (Iberian mole), 1144 nucleotides long. RefSeq names its product ADP ribosylation factor like GTPase 9 (gene ARL9). The coding region runs from base 17 to 841 and encodes 274 amino acids. The record is from RefSeq and is a predicted model, not a curated record. Gene Ontology annotation, molecular function: GTP binding; GTPase activity. The transcript is spliced from 4 exons. Lineage: Eukaryota; Metazoa; Chordata; Mammalia; Eulipotyphla; Talpidae.